UCAUCGGACCGGUACCGGCGGCUAAUCCUACACUGUGCGGCGCAGUUCUAUUUCCAGCGCGAGACUAUCAUGAAGGCGUUUAUUGUGUUUUCCGUGGUUCUGGCAGUCGCUGCCAGCACAGCAGUCGAAAGCUCCAACAAGGAUAAGCGUAGCUUGUGGGAACACGAAGUCCAGCAUGAAUCGUUCCAUGAAGCACCGAUCAAGUUCCCGGAGGUUAAACACGUAACGGUUGAAAAGCAGGUUCACGUACCCUACCCGGUGGAAGUGGAGAAGCGUGUCCCGUACGAAGUGAAGGUUCCCUAUCCGGUUGAAGUCGAAAAGAAGGUCCCGGUGAUCGUGGAGAAGAAGGUCUACAUCGAGAAAAAGGUCCCCGUUCACGUAGACCGACCGGUUCCGUACCCAGUCGAGGUGAAGGUUCCGGUUAUCCAGAAGGAGUAUAUCGAAGUGCCAAAACCAUACGCAGUUCAUGUUGAAAAGUCUGUCCCAGUGUACAUUAGCAAGCCAGUGUACGUUGAAAAGCCGGUCCCAGUCACGAUUCACAUCAAGGAGCAUAGCAAAAAGAGCUUCUGGGGUUGAG
This is a messenger RNA of Topomyia yanbarensis, 577 nucleotides long. RefSeq names its product zinc finger protein 512B-like. NCBI's taxonomy places the organism in Eukaryota, Metazoa, Arthropoda, Insecta, Diptera, Culicidae. The transcript is spliced from 2 exons. The coding region runs from base 70 to 576 and encodes 168 amino acids. The record is from RefSeq and is a predicted model, not a curated record.